AUGAACAAUAGGCAAGUAAUACUCAACGUAUUCUUCUGUGAAUAUCUCUGUCAUAAAUAUUAGUGAAAAAUGUGUUUCGGUUAGACCAUACUGCAGAGGGAUUGAAAGUUCUUAACAUUUUUCUCAGCAAUCUAGUAGAUUUCGAUGUGUUCUGACCAAAAAUGCAGAUACGAAUGCGUUCUUAAGACGAGGAAUCCAUUGGAUCAAAAGUUAUAUAAAAGUGAGCAUCUUCAACGUACUUUUCAGUAUGAUGUCCAAUGGUAUUUGGGUCUCUACUGAAGAAGUUGGGGGAAAACCAAUGUCAAACAACAAAAAUUGUCCGCCAGUAACAUCCUCAACAUUGAACUCUCCGCUUAUGAAAUUGUCUUCAUAUUUCCUAGCCGUUCGACCAUGGUCGCUAAGCGCUUCGUUAAUGCCAACGCUUCUUGGAUCUGCGUUAGCAUAUCGGUUAACAAGUACAGCAAGUUUUAGUUGGAUAUCUUUGAUCUUAACAGUAUAUACAGUUUUUUGUGUACAUGGAGCUGGUAACGUAGUGAAUACUUACUUCGAUUACAUAAAAGGAGUCGACAGCCGAAAAAGUGACGACAGGAUAUUGGUAGAUCAACUUUUGUCAAAAGAUGAACUAGUUUCGUUAGGUGCGUUGUUAUAUACGGCGGGAUGUUUGGGCUUCGUUUUAUUAACCACUAUAUCUCCUGCGAAAAUGGAACAUCUCGCUCUAGUGUAUUUUGGUGGUUUAUCCUCUUCGUUUCUUUAUACAGGAGGAAUAGGAUUUAAAUACAUUGCGCUGGGCGACGUCCUUAUACUAGUUAUAUUUGGCCCAAUUUCAGUUUUGUUUGCAUUUAUGGCUCAAACCGGUUACAUUGAACUAGGCACGAUAUACUAUGCUAUACCUCUUGCAUUAAACACAGAGGCUAUUCUGCAUAGUAACAAUACCCGAGAUUUAGAAAGUGACAAGAAGGCAGGUAUAGUGACGUUAGCUAUUUUAAUUGGUCAUACUGUGUCUCAUGUUUUGUAUGCUUUUUUACUAUUUACACCAUACGUAACACUGGUGGUACUUGCAUUGAGGUAUUCUAUAUGGUUUCUGUUGCCAGUUACUACUCUACCAACUGCCUUCAAAAUAGAGAAACAAUUUAGAAGCCCCCAUAUGAUCCAAAGUGUGCCUAAGCAAACAGCUAAAUUGAACAUGUUUCUGGGCAUUUUAUACGUUAUUGCUUGUUUACUUGUGGAUCCUCUUCCCUAUUUGUAA
This is a messenger RNA of Heterotrigona itama, 1246 nucleotides long. NCBI's taxonomy places the organism in Eukaryota, Metazoa, Arthropoda, Insecta, Hymenoptera, Apidae. The record is from the annotation of a GenBank genome assembly.